Entelurus aequoreus (snake pipefish) is the source of this 1320-nucleotide messenger RNA. RefSeq lists its product as uncharacterized. Lineage: Eukaryota; Metazoa; Chordata; Actinopteri; Syngnathiformes; Syngnathidae. Bases 1 to 990 code for a protein of 329 amino acids. The record is from RefSeq and is a predicted model, not a curated record. The transcript is spliced from 4 exons.
AUGUUUACACCAAAAUACUCUUUGGUCUUCAGUCUUAGCAAACAAUUGUACCCUUUUGUUUGGCCCCUUCCUGUUUGUUUGGUACCCCUUUUGUUUGGCGCCCUCCUGUCUUGUUUGGCGCCUUCCUGUUUGGCACCAAUUUUGUUUGGUGCGCCCUCCUGUUUGGUACCCCCCUGUUUAGUACCUCAUGUUUGGCAUCCUUUUGUUUGGCGCCCUCCUGUUUGGUACCCUUUUGUUGGGCACCCCUUUUGUUUGGCGCCCACAUGUUUGGUACCCUUUUGUUUGGCCCCUUCCUGUUUGGUACCCCUUUUGUUUGGCGCUCUCCUGUUUGGUACCCCUUUUGUUUGGCGCCCUCAUGUUUGGCAUCCUUUUGUUUGGUACCCUUUUGUUUGGCGCCCACCUAUUUGGUACCCUCCUGUUCGUCACCCCUUUUGUUUGGCGCCCACAUGUUUGGUACCCUUUUGUUUGGUACCCCUUUUGUUUGGCGCUCUCCUGUUUGGUACCCCUUUUGUUUGGCGCCCUCAUGUUUGGCAUCCUUUUGUUUGGUCCCCCUUUUGUUUGGUGCGCCCUCCUGUUUGGCACCCCUUUUGUUUGGUACCCUCCUGUUCGUCACCCCUUUUGUUUGGCGCCCUCCUGUUUGGUACCCCUUUAGUUUGGCGCCCUCUUUGGCACCCCUUUUGUUUGGCGCCCUCCUGUUUGGUACCCCUUUUGUUUGGCGCCCUCCUGUUUGGUACCCCUUUUGUUUGGCGCACACUUGUUUGGUACCCUCCUGUUUGGUACCCCUUUAGUUUUGCGCCCUCCUGUUUGGUACCCUCUUUGGUACCCCUUUUGUUUGGUAACCCUUUUGUUUGGUACCCUCCUGUUUGGUAUCCCUUUUGUUUGGCGCCCUCCUGUUUGGUACCCCUUUUGUUUGGUAGCAAACUUGGAGAGUCGUGGUGCCAAAAAGGGCGUAAACAAGUCAUGUUUGUUAAAAAAAAAAAGCUGAAUUGACAUAAAAAGCCGCCAUGAGUUCAACUUCUUCAUGUUUUUAACAUUUAAACUUUCACCAAACAUAAAAAGUUCAAAGUAAUUCCACUAACUUGCUAAUUUUCAAUGGAAACUUGGACCUAAAAAUGGCCAAGGUUGUAAAUGCUGCAGCUUCAUGACGUCAUCGUCUUCUUUGUUGUAUCUUAUUUUGUCACAAAGUUUGGAAGUUAUGCUGGAGAUAAAAAGGUCGUUUUUAUUGUUACGUUGGAGGAAACAAUUGAAGUCAAAAAAGGCACAAUGUAAAGAAAAAAGCUGGGCUUUUUUUUUUAUAGCCUUUUUACAAACUUUUUGAAA